Messenger RNA from Schistosoma haematobium, 7440 nucleotides. RefSeq names its product GTPase-activating protein S13, variant 2. Gene Ontology annotation, molecular function: protein binding; structural molecule activity. Gene Ontology annotation, cellular component: COPII vesicle coat; nuclear pore outer ring. NCBI's taxonomy places the organism in Eukaryota, Metazoa, Platyhelminthes, Trematoda, Strigeidida, Schistosomatidae. Bases 325 to 1476 code for a protein of 383 amino acids. The transcript has 8 exons. Gene Ontology annotation, biological process: protein import into nucleus; COPII-coated vesicle budding; positive regulation of TOR signaling. The record is from RefSeq and is a predicted model, not a curated record.
AACCAUUUUGGUGUUACGAUAUCUGAACUUUGUGCUCCUCUUAGCACUAGUAAUCUCCAAAGCAUUAUCUCGAUUGUUCAAAAAUGAAAUUUAAUAAGCUCUGAGUGUGGUUUCGUUUUUCUCGUCGAGUGCCUUGCCCGAAUCAGAGUUAUCAGCCCCAUCAGUGAACGUUUUCAUUAGAAAUGUGAACUAAAAGACAAGCUGUGGGGAUUACCACAGGUCCACUUAGCUACUAUAUUACGACUGAAGACUGAGGAUCAGUGAUUGAAAGCGGUAAUAGCGAGAGCUGCGCUACUUCGUGACGUGUUUGUUUUAUUUUAAGCUAUGGUUUCUGGCAUUCAAACUAUUGAUACUAACCAUGAAGAUAUGAUACAUGAUGCUCAGUUGGACUACUAUGGAACAACUCUAGCAACAGCUUCGUCUGAUCAUUCAGUUAAAAUAUUUGAUGUCCGUAACAAGAAACAAGUUCUUAUAGCUCACUUACGAGAUCAUCAAGGACCUGUUUGGAGUUUAAGUUGGUCCCAUCCUAUGUAUGGGAGUUUAUUGGCCUCUUGCGGUUAUGAUCGUAAGGUGAUUAUCUGGCAAGAAAUCAAUGGACGAUGGGGAAAAGUCUUUGAAUAUGCUGAACAUGCUAGUUCAGUCAAUUGCGUUUGUUGGGCUCCUCAUUCUUAUGGACUAACGCUAGCAUGUGCCAGUUCAGAUGGGACAAUCUCUAUCCUUAUAUCGGACGAAACGAACUCUUGGCGUGCCUUUCGAAUCCCAGAAGCACACUCCGUUGGUGUUAAUAGCGUGUCUUGGGCACCCUCCAUAAAUGCUGAAUUUAUAUUCAAUCCCACGUUGGCAACAACAACAUCAACAAAUACUAUGAUUCCUCCUAUCAAAAGACUCGUUUCUGGUGGGUGUGAUUCUUUAAUUAAAAUAUGGCGUGAAGAUGUUUCUUCUGGAAAUCCAGAAUGGAUCGAAGAAACUCGUCUAGAUGGUCAUACCGAUUGGGUACGUGAUGUUGCUUGGUGUCCAAGCUUGAAUAUUUCACGACAAUUAAUCGCUUCAUGUGGCCAAGAUGGAAGAUUAAUAAUUUGGCAAUCGACAGCUAAUAAUGAUAAUAAUAAUGAAAAUCGUAUGACGAAUCGAUCGACAGCAGUAAAUGAUAAUAAUAAUGAUAAUAAAAACCCAAGUUCUAAUGAAUUAGUAGAAUCAAAAGAUUUCCAGUCUACACAAUAUUCCACAUUUUGGCGUCCAACUAUUUUGUAUACAUAUCCCGAUGUUGUCUGGAAUGUUUCGUGGUCUGUAACUGGGAAUAUUUUAGCGGUAUCUGGAGGAGAUAAUAAGGUUACACUUUGGAAGGAAAAUUUAGAAGGAACCUGGAUUGCUUUAAGUGAAAUUGCACGUGGUGGUCAUGAUGCAUCCGCUUUAAUUGGAACUGAAGGGAAUAGUCAAACAUCAGAUCAAUCUACAACACAAUUGGCUGCCGCUUAACAGUUACCUAAUAGGAUCUGUGGGCGUGUGUGUAUACAUGCAUGUACUUAUGUAUAUGUAUUCGUGUGUCAAUGCUCUUGAUUCUUUGUCCUGUACACAACUGGUUCAUCAUUGCUUUUUAUUUCACAUUGCAAUCUAUACCUUCUGCCUUCCUGUGCUUCCACUGUUAAUGUAGUAAUAAUAUAAGUGAAGAUGAUUCAUUAUUAUAUUUAGUUAAAGCGUUUGCUGUUAACAUUUAUAUGUUGAAUGAAUAGUUAUUAUUCACUUUGGGAAAUUUUUCGGAAAUUUGUACGACUAUUUCUAAUUACUUCUUUCAAGGGAAAUAAAUAUUCAGCUAAAAACGUUCAUAUUUAUUUUAAACAUGUGUUCCACUUUUUUUCAUCUUGAAACUUAUCAAUUCUGAGUUAAUUUCUGUUAUACAGCUCGUUAAAAACUUUUUCCUCAGAAUGCUUGAGACCAACUUAUAGUUAGAUGUAAUCAAAGUGAUCUAACUAACAUAGAUACGUACAUAUGUAUUUAUGAGAAAUUACAUUGUGCUCAAAUUGCUAAUGUCUUAUUCACGACUCCAAAUAACUAUUAAUUCGAUAGCAUGAGACAAAAAAUAAUCAAUUUUCCAAAAGUUAACUAUUUACCAUAAAGGUGGUCAGUACUUGCGCCUCUAUUUUACUAAACGACAUUAAUGGCUUUUAUUGUUUACGGUUGUCACUAUGUAAAACUUGACACGAAUGUGACCAUUAGCCGGCAAGUGUAUAAUAGUCUGUUUGUAAACCAUUAUCAACAAUAACCCAGUUAAAGACUAAUUCUAGUUGAUGAUCAGGCGCUUGCGACUAUGUACGCUUCAAAACUCAUUAUAACUAGAUGAGUGGAGAUCUAAUACAUGUACUGUUAGUCUACUAUUAGUAUAACCCUCGUCUAUAUUAAUUUACUUCAAAACCUAAGUUAAACACCGAAUGACAUUUGACUCUGCUUGAUAAAAAGGCACAAUUAGGUGUUGACAUAUUCGUCCUCUGCUUCUCAUCGUCAAUUAAAUUUCUAAUUACUUUUAUUAAAAUCCUGUACAAUGUAAUGGUAUGUUGGCUAUUCAAUUAGUAAUCGUGAAUUUUAGCUUUGAAUACUUAUAGUAUUCAAUUUGUAAUCGGAAGUAUCCUUCAUCCUAUUACAGUCCAGUAAAUAAAUCAAAAUCAUGCUAUUAAUAAGAUUUUAAAAAUCUGGCUUUUUGCGACCAUUGCCAGGAAUACACACACCAAAAAAGAGUAACAUUAUAAUUCAGUGAUAUUCCAAGAAUUUAUCCUAACUCGGGUAGGCAGUUUUUAUCACGAAUCGAUAUCCCCCAGAGAACAGUUGUAUGCAAUUGAAACUUUGUAGUUAUUUUUGUGAAAGCAUAUUUAGCUCAAAACCUUCAGUGACUUUAAACUGACCUUGAGGAAAACUAACUCUUAACCAGUUUAUGAAUAAAUUGGUGAAGCACUCUUUAAGUGUGAAAAGGAAUAAAUAUGCUCUUUACUUUUUGACUUUAAAUAUUAAGAACCCUUAGAUUAUCUUCAGGACUCCGGAAAAUGUGACUCCUAUUAUUUAAUCUCCUGGUAUUUGACAACUUUAAACUUCUUAGUAACUAUAUACUGGUAAUUUUUACUUGUUUCUUAAUUAACUUCCAAUAAGAUGCAGGCUACCGAUCUUUACGUUUCAGUUUUCAUUCAAAAAUCUUAUGAACUCUAUCGAAACUGAUUGGUUAGUCAUAAAAGUGUAUUUUCACCGUUAUUUCUUCUCAUUUUAAAGGUACUAAAAUUUGUGCAUUCACAGUCCCACAUUAAAUUUUUCUAUUGAGCAUUAUACCAUUCACUCGACAGGUUGCGUUCUAUUAACUAUCGUUUUCAAAUACAUCCCAUUUAGCUUCCUUACACGAUCAUCAAUACAUUCAAAUAUUUCAAUUCAGAUUUAAUUUAUUCUACAAUUUGCUACUUUUCAGCCUCAAGCAAACCAAGUUAUUCGUCAUUUUGAGAUUUGUUUCUAAACCAUUUAAUUACAACACUUGCAACUGUCAUGUAUAUGAUGUUAACUUUCUGUAAAACUUGUUUUGAAGUAUGGUAAGUUUUUAAAGAAUCUGUAGGAUUUUGAAUGAUACUAAUUACCAUCCAUUGUCAUCAAUUUUAAAAUAUAUAUAUUGGUUGUAAGUGACCAGUUACCAUAGCAGCUAGGGAUUUAUUUGUUUUCUGGAUUGAAACCAGAAAAGAAAUAUGAAGGUGUAUGUUUUUAUUCUGACUGAUUAAUUUGUUGAGAGGUUUGAAAUGUGUUUUGUAUAUGCUGUUACUUUCAUGUGACCUUAGGUAAUUUGUGAUGUGUUGUUUGUUCUCUCUUUCUUCCUUUUGGUUUACUUCUAUACCCAAAUUAAUGAAACGUAUUAAUAUAUAUAUAGCUUCACUUUGAGAUGCAUAUUUCAGUAUUCGUUAUUGCGAAUAGCGACAUCCGCAUUCAUUAUUUUCGAAGACCUAUUAUUCUAUUGAAACAAUAAACAGACUUUUGAAUAUCAUGGAUGGUCGCAAAGAUAACAGGAGGCAGUUAAUCAUGAGUGAUCAUUUGGUUAGUCUUUUCUUUUCUUCUUUGCUUGCCUUACUCAUCAGCAAAAUAUUUCUUAACGAUCUUUAGAUGUUAUCAAUGAUUUGUCCUUCAUCAAUGUAAAAUAUUAAUAUGUACUUCUUGAACUUCGAACAGCUUCUUAGAGGAGUAUGUUUUGAAUAGACUGUCAAUAAUUGCCUGAUAGACAAAAUUUGUUAAUGAUUCUUUACACUUUAAUUCAUUUUUAAAACAAUAUUUAACAUCUACUGAGAUAUAAUCAAAUUUAUGAAAAACUAUCGAAGAACUAUUUCUUCAUUAGUUCAUAUUUGUGAAGGUUGUGAUUGGUUAUAUUCCUUUUAAAAGGUCAUAUAGUUUUAAUUUCAUUAUAUUCUUUGAUAAACACAAUUUCUUGAUAUAGAUUUUAUUGAAGACGAAACUAAAGUCUAUUGUAAUCAUCUGACAACCGUAUAAUAUAUGUACAUAAAUAUAAUGAAAUAUUUCACAAGUUUGAUAUGGUUUUCAUGCUGUCUUACAUAAUACUUCCUUACGCCUGUCACCCCUCAUGGAUGAGCCUAGGCCACCCACCAGCAUUUUCCAUAGAACUCCGUUCUGGACAAUUCUUCCCAGUUGCUGUUUGUCCUUUUCAUUUCUGCUUCCAGUCCCUGGCGCAAUGUGUUCUUUGAUCUUCCUCUUUUCCGUUUCCCUUCAGGACUUCAAGUUAGCGCUUGUCUCCUGAUGCAGUUUGAUAGUUUCCUCAAUGUAUGUCCUAUACAACUUCAUUAUGUUUUCCUAAUUUCCUCUUCAUAUGGAAGCUGAUUUGUUCUCUCCCACAGUAGAAUGUUGCUGAUGGUAUCCGACUAACGGACAUUGAGUAUAUUGUGUAGACAAUUGUUUAUAAAUACUUAUACAUUUUUGAUGAUAGUUGUAAUAAUUCUCCAAGUUUCGGCUUCGUACAUUAAAACUGUCUUGACGUUCGUAUUGAAGAUUCUGACUUUGAUGUUGAUUAUUUUGAGUUCCAUAUGUUCUUCAACCGUAGGAAUGUUAUUCUUGCUUUGCCAAUCCUUGGUUUUACGUCUGCAUUAGAUCCUCCUUGUCCAUCGAUAAUGCUGCCCCGAUAGGUACGUGGAAGAUUGUACCUCAUCCAGAGCUUCUUCAUCAAGUGUGAUUGAGCUGGUGUUCUCUGUGUUGUAUUUGAGUAUGUUGCUUUUCACUUGUGUAUGUUGAGGCCUACUGAUGCAUGGUGAGCAAAUUAAUGUAAACUAAACUCCGUUCGUAUGUAUGAUGGAAUAGUAAUUCCUUAGAUAUUAGGGCAAGCUUUUUCACUUUUAACCGAAGGUUCUCAUAUAGGAAGUCACUUAAUGUUUUGAAUGUUGACUGUCUUUUGACCUAUUUAUAAUUUUCCUGACUGUAUCUGGACAGAUUAAUUAGCAAUAAUUAGCAAGGUUAUUUUCUACAAGAUAGGGUUACUGUCUCCAUGCCCAACCAUCCUCCCUCACUUGAGCUUUGGAUCAACAGUAACCCUAGAAGAGCUACAGGUGGUGUGUUUGUAUAGGGUUUAAACUUUCGUGUUUUUAUCUGAUAUUUUUUAAAAUUAUUUCUACUCCCUUAAAUCUUCCAGUAAUAUAAGCCCAUAUAUUGGACAAAUUGCCUUUGAAUUAAAAAAUGAUAAUUUUAAUGAUCACAUUUUCUAAUAUCAAUAAUUUGAACAAUAUUGAUUACCGUAAUCAAUACUCUUUUAAUCUUAAAAUUAAUAUUCUCCAUUUUAAUAAAUACAAAUUAAUUGACUGAAAAUUAAAACUAAUAAAAGUUCCUCAAUGAGUUAAAUACAGUAAAAAAAAAUAUAUUAAUUUUAGUAAUUGAAUAGAAUGUUAGAAAUGAAGUAAAUCAUAGAAAGUUUUGAAUUGAUUAAUAUACAGUUGGCUUUUGUUAUUACUUAGCAUAAGAAUCAAAAUGAAAUAACACUCUUAAUUGAUUAUUGUUUUCGGUCAACUUUACAUGAAGAUUAGAUCCAAAAAAUGAUGUUCGUUUUUUUCUCAUUUUAUAUUGUUUGUUUGAAUCUCCUUAUUGAUGUUUGGGACUACAAUUGAUCAGUCUCUUAUUGGUAUAUGUGCAUCUUGUUCGUAUUGCCUCAUAAGCGUUAUAAGUGAAGAUGGAUGGAUAUACCUGCGUCUUAGAGUUGAUGUUCACUCUUGGACUCGAACCCAGUACCGUUCGCUCCAAACGCCAUCAUGUUAUCCAUUUGGCUAUUGAGUCCUGAUAGCCACUUGCUUGUGAAAUGGGGUGAAGUUUAAAUUUACUUGGUAUUGUUUACUUGAAUCUUGCCAUUGAUGUUUAGGACGUCAAUUUGUCUUUAUUUUAUUCUUUUUAUCUCAUUGCGAUCAAGUCUUAGUUCUCUAUAAGCGAAUAUAGAAUAGAUGCUAAGUAUUGAAAAUUCAUUAACAGAAUAACCUACUUCUUAAGCUUUGUCUCUGCUUGCAUUCAUCUUUUGGGAUGUUCCAUGACAUGUUAAGAAGGUUCCUAAUACAUUAAAGAUUGAAAAGUUUCUCAAUAUUUUUCAUCCUUCAGCUAUUAAACUGAAUGUGAUCGACGUUCAGAAACUGAAUGAUAACAAAACCAAUGUGUAACUCUAUUUAAUUAAUGAGGAAUUUCGAAUCAAGGGAAGAUAAAUUUGACAACAGUAUACUGUAGAAAGCAUAGAAGAAAUGCUUUCUAAUUUGUUUGCAUCAUGUGAAAUACGUUGAUGUAUAUUGCCAAUAAUGAGAAAAAUCAUUAUUUUCAUCUUUUAUCACUGCUAAACUUUACACAAUUAGUAUUUUUAUCACAUUCCAUCUACAGAUUUGAUUUUCUAAAAAUAUUUUCAAUCAUGAAACUUAUCAAUGUGACCUAGUAACUAUUAAUCCGUGUAGAUAUGCUAAUGAUAUUCUUUUAUUCAUAGGGUUUUUCACUUUUCCCCUGUUGAUACUCAAGACUGUAUUUGAUCACUUGCUGUUGGUAUGUUUGCACCAUGAACGGUUGGCUUUAUAUUCUCUACAAACACAAGGCUUUGUAUAUAUGUUUCAAAUUCUGACUAGCAAUGGAAUACAAGAUCUGCGUUUAAUUCUAGCUGAAUAUCAACACCAAGAAAAUACAGAACUUUAUAAAUAGUAUUGUAGUGACUCACAUUUAUCACGAGAACACGACUGGUUUAAUAGAAACGCUUAUUAUUAUAACCAAGUGUACCAGUGACUGUCUUAAUGUGCUUUUGUUUAACUGUGCUAAUGACAGCUAUUUUGUGCUUCCAUUCUUAUACUCACACUUUGAUUGUAACUUCGCGCGAAUUCGGUUACGUUCUGUAACCAAGCUUGUAUCCUGGCACGAUCUCGGUAUCCUUUCGAUGCCACGAGAUCGCCAGCAAAUAUAUUUCGACUUGGU